AUGCUUCACAUUGCCAACUUGAAGAAGAAGUCAGUUACGCCCCCUCUUUCGAGAGCCAUGCAUUUGUACAAUGUCAGCCGUGUUUGCGCUAUUGUGAAGGAAAUGGAAAACCCUUGCACUGAUCGUGAUAACGAUUUGUUCCCUAAUAUGCCUUUUCCGACGGCUACUUUGUUCAACAAGAACUUUUCUCCUCUGAAUCAAGUGACAUACUCGUCAAUGGACGCGAUUGUACCGGAUCCCAUGUUCGACAAGAAGUUCAGUGAUUUUGAAAUUAUGGCUAAUAAUCUGGAUGUUGAGCUAAAAAAGAGAAAGACUACCGAUGUUGAAUCAUCGGAUAAAGUCAAGUAUGCUAAUGAUUAUCAGUUGGCUAUUCAGUUGUCGAAACAACUUAAUGGUGAUGAUCAUAUGGCAAUUCAUCAGGAAGGUCCAAUCCAAUCGAACUUUGAAUCAUUUGAUGCCUCUCCCACUAUUGUCGGAAAUGACAAAGGUAAAAAUCGAUUCAUCUCAUCGCUACCAACGUCUUCAGUCUCUCAUACUAAUUCUGAAAAUAGAGAUGCCGCUAAAAAUCAGGCACUUCAGUUAUCAAAGAAGUUGAACGGCAAUAAGUUUGAUGCGACUACUCACCAAGAAAUCCCGAAGAUAACUUCUUGUGGACGUUCGAGAAAGGAAAAACGCAUAUGCGAAGCGCGCCUUCAUAUCGAUAAUCUACAUCCCAAUUGCCCAUUGCCACCAGUUUCAUUUGAAACCCAUUCAAACAAUGUGAAUUAUAUAAAAUCACUUAAUUUGGAUUUGCUCGAAACAUUUCCUACUGUCUCCUCACUUUUCAUUCCAAACAUGAACAAGGACUUUCUUAAUCUGACCACCAGCGUGACAUUUUGCUCCGUUACGCAGGUGACUUCUAGCGAUCAACAUUUGAGUGGAAUCCAGCCAAUGCCUCAUUCGAACAACAUUGAUUUUUGUGGUUCCCCAGCGGAGCAAAACAUGAACAUAGCAGAUGGUAAUUCUACAAAUUCUGUUCAUCCAACUGUGGAUUGUCGAAGAACAUCUGAAAAGACCAAAUAUUGUUUGACUUCUGGUAACACAACACAAUCAGAAAAUUCGGAGUGUAGAUUGGAUAAUGAGACGCCUUCAUGCCUGGUUCCGAUCAACACGUCUUCGACGACGAUCGAAGAAGUCUGUCAUACCGAUACAUUAGGUUUGAAGGAGACAGAGGAAUCGCGCAACGAAAAAGUUCAUGAAAGGGAGAAAAAUCAAAAGGACCCACUUCCUAACGUUCUGAAUUCUUUAAAAAUGAGAUCGAAGUACGAACUUUUCCUUAUCCAAUUCGCUGUCGAGUCUGCCUUAAAAGAGAAGAAUUGCGAUGGUUUGAAUGGCAUCAUUGCUGAGCAGCCAUCGCUUUCUGUUCCACAUCACAACACAACAAGUGCAAAGAUUCGUUCGGUUCGUGAGCCAGAAAAUAAUUUCGUAGACAAAGCAAAACCCCAUGAGCAGAUGGUUUUGGACGUUCCAGGAUUCUCGCAUGAAAUUUUCUGCCGAAGCAAAUCAUCGAGUAUGAGUCCUUGUGGUCCUCAUAUCAGUUCCACAAACACUGACGAAGUUAUUGAGAUUCCACAAUGUACCGAAAAUCUAGAAUCAGAAUCUGUUGAACAGGCAUCUGAACAUCAGCAUCCGUUUGAUGAUAUAAUUGUUGAGCUGCCACCAACUAUGAAUAUGGAUGAAAAUAAUUUGGACAUUGAUGCGAAUAUGGUCAAAGAUUCGGAGCAAACUGUUAGUCCUCAAAGUGAAUCACCGAAGCUUGCUCGUCGAAACAACUCGUCUGACUGCUUUGUAGACACGAGUGUUAACACCAUUCUCUCCAAAAAUUCAAAUUCACCGUCACAGCCGCAAAUUGAUUCUUCUAUAAACACUCCAGAAGUUGUAACCAAAUCUUCCACUACUGAAACAACAUUUGCUACUAUCAUGGGGAAUGCUACUCUCACUCCUGCUGCUAUUGAAUCUGAUCCCAAGCAAAAACUGAUGAAUAGGGAAAGUAAUGUGAAUUUAGUCACUCUCGGAAGAACUCAUGAAGCUCAACGUGAGCCAAAGAAGGCUCUCAUGUCACGGGUUCCAGUGGAUAUGAAGAAAAUUCGUGAAAUGCUCCCUGCUAGAGUCCCGAAUAUGACAUGGAAUGAUGUUGCUAACUUAUGUGGAUACCGUGAUAAUGGUGGUAAAAAUGCUAAAGCUGAGUGUCCAAAGGAAAAAGUGAUCCCCAAACAGUCCAAAACUAAGAGAUCUACAAGUGCUAAAAAUUCAACUACUAAAACAACUAGAAGAGCUGCUAAAAAAGCUGCUCCAAGACCUGCAUCUAGACCGGUAACUAGAGCUGUUACUAGAGCAGCAGCACGCGCUCUUGCCGCCAAUGAAGUCGUUGCUGAAACUACAACUGCAAAUGACACUACUGCUUCAAGAGCUGCGACGAGAGCAAGAACGAUGGCAAUCAAAACUUCAGCUGAAACUGGAGCGAUUAGCAAUAGUCAAUCUACGGCUGUUAGGGAAGUUUCUGCUGAUACUGGAGCAACUGCAACUUCGCGAACUACUUCUGGUACGGAAGUGAUUCAUUCUUAUCGAGCUGAGGCUGUUAUGGAACCUUCUGCUGCUACGGAACCUCCUACUGGAAUAGUUACUGCUACUCGACCUACCUAUGACUCUGGAGUUACGUCUGCAACUCGAGCUGCCGAUAGUUCGAAAGUCAUUGAUUCUAAUGGAGCUACUUCUGCUACUCAUGAAAACGUCAUAACAAACCCGCUUGUGAUGUCAAGACUAGAGCUUGUUCGACAAGUCGGAUAUCCAUAUGUACAGCUGAAGUACAGCUCGAAGUGCCCAGAAAUCAAAGUGGACCCCAAAAACUCCCAACGUUCUUAUGAACUACUUCAAUCAGAUUCGAGCAUAAUGACUUCAAGAACAACCGAUUUUCCUAAUACUAUAACUGGAUCUAACAUUGGAUCAACAUUUGCGAUUCAACCUCUUGCUGAUACUGAAACUAUGGAUCCUACUCAUCCGACAACUGGCACCAAAGCGGUUGAUACAACUCAGGCCACUGCUGGAUCAAAAGCUACUUGUACUAAUGGAAAUACUAAUAAUGUUGAAGCUACUGAUUCUGUUCAAGUUACUGCGGGAUCAGGAGGUUCUUCUACCAUUGGAACUACUGCUGUUAUCGAGACUCCAGAUGCUACUCAAUUAUCUACCAGUCAUGAAUCAGCUGAUUUUGUGCGACCUACUGCUAGCACUGAAGCGAUGGAUGCAACUCAGGACACUUUUAUAUCCGGAGCUACUACUACUAUGGAAACAACUUCUGGUGAUGAAGCUGCCGAUGCUACUCAAGCUACUGCUGCAUCAGGAGGUUCUUCUACCAUUGGAACUACUGCUGUUAUCGAGACUCCUGAUGCUACUCAAGUAUCUACCAAUCAUGAAUUAGCUGAUUCAGUGCGAACUACUGCUAGCACUGAAGCGAUUGAUGCAACUCCAGACACUUCCGGAUCCGGUACUACUUCAACUAUGGAAACUAUUCCUGGGGCUGAAGCAACUGUUGCUAUUCGAGCCACUGAUGUUACGAAAGCUUCUUUUACCAUUGGAUCUACUGCUGGUACCGAUACUCCAAAUGCAACUCAAGUACCUACCAGUAAUGAAAUAGCUGAUCCUGUUCGACCUGCUGCUAGCACUGAAGUGGUUGAUGCAACUCAAGACACUUCUGGAUCUGAAACUACUUCUACUAUGAAAACAAUUUCUGGGGCUGAAUCAUCUGUUGCUAUUCUAGCCACUGCUGCUACAGAAGCUGCUGCUCUUUCGGAAAUUUCUGCUGUAACGGAAGCGUCUACUUUUGUAACCAUUUCUACUACAAUGAAAAAUGCUAGUGCUGAAGAUAAUGAUGCUACUCGAUCUGUUGCUGGUGAUGAAACGACCACGGCUACUCAAGACAUCGUUGCAAAUGGAACUGUUUCUGCUGGGACUAAUAUUUCUGGCACUAGUGCAACUGCUCUCAAAGCUAUCAAAGAUCGGACUUCACGCACGGAAAUGCCGAAGAAUCGAAACAAAUUCCCCACUGAAGCUCCUACUCUGCCAUGCCCAAAGGUUAUUCGACAAAGUGGAUUGUCUUCCGGUCAUCCGAAAUACAACUCGUCUGAGAGCUCCGAAGCCAAAGUGAGCGUCAAACAUUCCCAAUGCUCAACUUCUCUGCAUCAAUCUAAAUUUGAGGUUCGUUUAACUACUUCAAAGGCUGAUAGUCAUACAAUUGCAACUACUGAUGGAGGCACUGAAGUUACUUCUACUGUGCGGCCUAGACCAUUUUCUCGAGAAAUUACUUCUAAUUCUACUAAAAUUACAACAGCUUCUGAAGCCACUGGAUCUCGUGCUCAAAAUUUAGCUACUAAUACUGAUACAAAUACGUCUUCUACUGAUGGUGCUAAAGUUACGUCUACUGCUCGGACUAGGCCUUUUAUUCAAGCAAAUUUUGCUAUUUCUACUACUGAAAACAAAAAGCGAAAAACGGAUCACUUUGGUAGAACUAAUUCAAAUAAUCUCGGAAAAAGUCUUGUCGCUCAAUAUGAUAAAACAAAGAAUCAACUGGCUCACAUGGAAACGGCAAAGAAUCGCGGUGAAAAUUUAACUACCAAUGUUCCUAAUUUGUCAUGGCUUGACGUUGUUCGCCAAAGCGGAUUCCCUUAUGUUGUUCUCCAUAACAACGCUACACAACAAGUUCCACAGUUACCAAAAAUCAAUAGCGUAAGCAGGAAGGUAUAUUUUGUGAAUGUGAAGCAAGACCAACGAAAGGCUCUUCCGGAACCUUGGUACACGGGGCGUGAAAGUCCUCAUGUUUACGAGCCCGCGCAAAAAACUACAGUUGGCCUGGAAAAGUCUCAACAAAUCAAUACUCAUGUUGAACCUGAACCAGUCGAGAGAAAGCUUCUUGAAGUAUUGGGUGAUAUCACGAUUGGUGGCAGCAACAUUCCACGCAAACGCCAGAAUUCUGAAUUGGCCUGCAACGGAGAUCUCAUUAAGAAAACGAAACUCGAUGAUCGUUCUGCAGCGAAUUCGACGGAUUUCCAAAAAACGCAGGACUAG
This is a messenger RNA of Caenorhabditis bovis, 5097 nucleotides long. The record is from the annotation of a GenBank genome assembly. NCBI's taxonomy places the organism in Eukaryota, Metazoa, Nematoda, Chromadorea, Rhabditida, Rhabditidae.